UUCAUUCGAUACGCUCUCUGCUCUCAACACAGCGACAUAGAGAGAGAGAGAGAGAGAGAGAGAGAGAAACACAUCGACAGAGGGAGAGAAAGAGAAAGAGAAGAAGAAGAUGAAACGAUGAGGAACGACGAUCAGAUCACGUAAGAAGACGAUAGCAAGAUGAUGCUCGCGAUUCUUUUCCAACACUUGAAGAAGGUGAGUCGUUUUUGAAGAAGAAGAUCGUGGGGCUCCAACUCUCUAAGAACGAUCCAUCCUUUAAGCUAAUACAGAUUAUUCUAUUGAAAGAAGGCCGCGAAUCAGCAUGGAAGGAACAAGGACGACUUUUUCGCCUUCUCCGAGGUCGGGUCCUUCUUCGCCUUCUCCGAGGUCGGGUCCUUCUUCGCCUUCUCCGGCGGGAACCCACGCUCCUCCGACGGCGGGAACCCACGCUUCUCCGCCGGCAAUUGUAUUUACUGUUGAGGAGAUUAGACAAUUCACGGACAACUUUGCAACACUUAUUGGAGAAGGCGGAUUUGGUUACAUAUAUAGUGGGCAUCUUGAGGAUCAAAACAUCGUCGUAAAAGCCUCGAAGGCCGGGCAAGCGAAAAGAGAAGAAUGGCUGAAGGAGAUCGAAUUUUUACAAAUGUGUAAUCAUCCCAACGUGAUCAAACUGUUGGGAGUGGGAGAGGAUCCAGCUGAAGCGCGCUUCUUUUUGGUUUAUCCUUACUUUGGCAAGGGUGCUCUCCAGAACAGCAUUGCAGUAGCUUCAAGGAAGUACGGAUAUCACGGCAUCCGCUGGAGCCCCCUCUCAUUUACUUUCAUGCACAACUUAUCCACUGAUGCAGAUCACUCUAGGCAUCGCAAGGAUCUCUUACAAGCUACAACAAUGACAAGAUUUGCAACUUUGGCCCAAACCUACAUGCCAGUGGACAUUACGUUCCCUUUUGACAAAUGAUAAUCAUUUUUAUGCUGUUUCUGGGAUUUGGAAGUUUUGUUUAGCUUUUCGUCUUGUUAUUGUUACAUUGUAGUACUCUAUCUAGUUAGGUUUAUCUGGUUUGUUUCUUUUAAGGUUGUAAUUAUCUUUAAUCAUCAAUUUUAUGAAGUACUUAAUUCGGUACUAA
This is a messenger RNA of Rhododendron vialii, 1100 nucleotides long. Its product is annotated as probable serine/threonine-protein kinase PBL3. Gene Ontology annotation, biological process: protein phosphorylation. NCBI's taxonomy places the organism in Eukaryota, Viridiplantae, Streptophyta, Magnoliopsida, Ericales, Ericaceae. The transcript is spliced from 5 exons. The record is from RefSeq and is a predicted model, not a curated record. Gene Ontology annotation, molecular function: ATP binding; protein kinase activity. The coding region runs from base 302 to 934 and encodes 210 amino acids. Gene Ontology annotation, cellular component: plasma membrane.